Messenger RNA from Erythranthe guttata (spotted monkey flower), 1088 nucleotides. The record is from RefSeq and is a predicted model, not a curated record. Lineage: Eukaryota; Viridiplantae; Streptophyta; Magnoliopsida; Lamiales; Phrymaceae.
UGCAAUUGUAAGUGUCUGAAGUUUGCUUGCAAUGUAGUCAUACAUUGGUGGAAUCCAACAGAAGUGUGUAUUCUUGGUACAAAAAGAAGAGAGAGAAAAAGAGAUUUUAAGACAAGGAAAAAACUAGAGAUUAGAGAAUGUGGUGAUUUGGUAAGAGACUUGACUUCUUCUGUAAGAGAGGCAAGUGAAAGAAAAGCCCCACCAUUUCAUGUGACUAAAGAUAAGAUUUUAUCUGCAUUUAAUUCAAUAAUCAAAACCCAAAAUAGAGUGUGUUGCAUACUUAGAUUUUCAUGUUUACUAUAGAUACACAAUUGUGAUUCUUAAUCUCUUAUAACUUAGAAACAAAGCAAGUGUCUAGAAGAAUAUAUUAAGACAAUCCCAUUCUCCCAAACCAUCUCAUAUCUCUUCUCUCUCUCUCACACCCUACACACACACACACGAAGAUGAGGGAUCGAAUGGAAAGAUUUGUACUACUUCCGUUCACUGCAGGUUGCAUCGCUGAAUCGAGCAUUGCAGUUACCAAACCAACUCCCACAAGAACUCGUGACGGGGAAAUGGAGCAAGAAGAAGAAUAUGAUGAUGAAAAUGAAGAAGAAAGUUUAUCGGGUGAAAACUCGAAGAGCCCUUCAAGCCUAUUGCCACUUCCAAUUUUCCAAAAGCUCUUCAAGAAUAUCAAGAACUUCUCUACCUCAUUCGCGUACAAAGACGAGUUAGAAGAAACAGAAACAAGGAUGGAGAUUGGAUUUCCUACAAAUGUGAAGCAUGUGACUCACAUAGGUCUGGAUGGUUGUGCUAGCUCAAUCCUCUCAAAGGGAUGGAAUAAUUUUGACGAGCCAGAGACGAAGAAUCUUCCUUCGGUUCCACUGACACCUGUCGAGCUAGCCAUGACAACAUAUGCUGAUAAACCCAGUUUCAGGAGUUUGCUUCAAACCAAAUGAAGAAACUAUAACAAAGGGGCAGACGGCAUGCUGGAAAUCUAAAUGUAUAAAAACAUUAAAAGUUAUAUGAGGGUCCCAUGAAAUUAAAUUUAAAUGUUUAUUUGUGGUUGGAAUAAGAAUUUUAAAUCAAGCAAAAGUGACAUUUUUCGU